AUGGGUCUGGCGCCCCAGCUGAUGGUCAGUCUGUUCUGCCUCCUAGCAUGCGCCGGCACCUUGGCCCGCGGGUGCAACCACUAUCCCUUGCAAGAAAUCAUCCAGGACCUGGACACGCUCUCAAGGGAAAAGACCCCCUGUGCCGAGCUGGCUGUCGCAGACGUCUUCGCUGACCCCAAGGGCACGGUGCAGGCCAGGCUGUGCGGGGCCUCGACGGUGCUGCACCGCACGUCCUACCUCGGCGCGGGGCUGUCCUGCUCGAACGGAGACAGGGAGUCGCUCUUCCUCACCCUCCUGAAGAGAGUCUACAGGAACCUCAGGAGCACGGUGCGGCAGAACUGUCCAGUGAGUGAACUCAAGCAGACGACGCUGAAAGACUUCUUGGAAAAUCUAAAAAGGAUUAUGCAGAAGAAAUAUUUAGAGUGUGGACGCUCAGCAUGCUCAAGAGACCUGAAGACGUAUGUCCACACAAACCCCUACACAAAGGUUCACAGCAGCAUUAUUCACAGAAGAAGAAAGGAGGAGCAACCGCAAAGUCCAUCCGCGGGCGGCUGGUACGUCAACACCACGGGAUGUUUCUGA
Messenger RNA from Chinchilla lanigera (long-tailed chinchilla), 582 nucleotides. It is a transcript of the gene Il4, whose product is annotated as interleukin 4. Gene Ontology annotation, biological process: positive regulation of MHC class II biosynthetic process; activation of Janus kinase activity; positive regulation of eosinophil chemotaxis. NCBI's taxonomy places the organism in Eukaryota, Metazoa, Chordata, Mammalia, Rodentia, Chinchillidae. Bases 1 to 582 code for a protein of 193 amino acids. Gene Ontology annotation, molecular function: interleukin-4 receptor binding; cytokine activity; growth factor activity. Gene Ontology annotation, cellular component: extracellular region. The record is from RefSeq and is a predicted model, not a curated record. The transcript has 5 exons.